UAAUCGUUCUAUGGAACCUAUUUUCUAAUGACAUUCAGGUAAUUAUUUAGAAUCUGGCUAAGCAUCCAGUGCUACUUCCAAUGUUGGUAAAGAGAGGAGUAGAGACAAAAUGAAGAAAUAAAAUGUAGAGAAAAAAUGAAGACAAAGAUUUACGACAUUGUGGAUUUUAAAAGAAAAUAUUUCUUUAGUCGGGCACGUUUCGUUGGUUACCUAAAUCUGUACGAAGGCUCCGGGGCGUCUGACCGCCAUUGUUUCAUUGUGUCAUAUCUGACAACAUCAAAAAUGGAUGCAAAAUAUAAACAAAACAAUGUCUUACAAUACACAUUCAUAUGUUGAAUGGUAGGCUCACAAUGCAACUGAGCACAAUAAAUACAUAGGCGGUCAGCACAACGAGGCACAGUAUACAUAGUAGCAGAGCCGUACUGAGUACGCUGAAUACAUACCUAUGCCAUAAUAUAUCUCCCUUUCAUCCCCAUGCCGGUGGCUCACAGUAGAGCCUUUACCUACACCUAGUACACGACAAUGCAUGGCACACACAAUUCGGCAAGAUUCGAUAAACCUUUCGAGUUCUGCGACCCAAUAUAUUUUCAGCUAUGUUCUAAUUUAGGCAGAUCAUUGCUUACUGUGUAUUAUACAUCAUGCGUUCACCUAUACGUUGUCAUCUAAUCACAUCUAACAAAAACAAAGCUCCCUAUCGGUAUAUAUUUCGUAAGUUUAUUGUAUUGGACGGCGAACCGUAUUGUUACGUAUAUAUCAGGAUAUAUGGUACAACUUGUAUUGUAGGCAAUCAUUAUAGGUAGCACAAAUUGGAUAAUAUAGGAUAUAGCUAUAUAUAUGGAAACAUAAGCAUAA
Messenger RNA from Spodoptera exigua (beet armyworm), 852 nucleotides. Lineage: Eukaryota; Metazoa; Arthropoda; Insecta; Lepidoptera; Noctuidae. The record is from the annotation of a GenBank genome assembly.